UGAACGUCUCAGCAUCGACACGACGUGUUUUCUCCUCCUCCAUUAACCCGCCUCGUUUCCUUCCAUCUUCGGCUUUGACUCGCUAGCCCAUUUGACGGACGCGACGGUGUAACGCACAAGUCCUGCACUUUGAGGUUGGGGAAGCAAAAAAAGACGACGACGUUUGAGACCAAUUCGACCGAAAGGGGACAUUUGCUGCCACUUUUUUCCGUCGUCGUCGUCUUCGAGCACGCAGUAUGGAUCCAAUGACUCAGUCUGCCCAGAUAUCCUCGUCGCAGGGGCUCGCCGAUGGACAAAAUUCAGCUUUGAAAGAACCGAGGCCCUCCGAUUCCUUUCUUUCCUCCUCGCCUGUAGCUCUCAUUCCGUCGUCACAUGACGUAAAGACGGUCCUGGGUUCCGGCAGGCCCGGGGAAGGGGUCGCAACGACCCUUCGCUUUUCUUCUCAGCCGGCGGGCUCGAUUUCGCCCGAUCAGUCCGGAGGCGAGGCGGAGUCCGAGUCGCUCGUAAAGAUGUCUCCGGUUUCUGAGCGCAUCAAGGCUCUGGAAGCGCUCGUCGCCAAAAAGGAGAUGGAUUUUAGAAACGACUGUUCCUCGCACCACAAAGCUCCUCGCCACCAUGACAGAUCUCCCUCUGACGUUGCAAAAACUCACAAGCGUUGCGUGGAGGAGGAAAACACGCCAACGGUUCCGACGAAAAGAGGCUCUCCUGAUCAGGAAUCGCCCGAAUCGCCCUUUGAGGUACUGGGAGAGUUGCGACAAAUUGAGUUUGAAGAAACGGAAGCUUGGAUGAAAGCUCACCGACCGCCCGUGCCAGACUUGCAUGCCGCGGGCUUGGUUAAAGGCGCCGGUUCCUCCGAAUUUCAGCCGACUGUGGAAAAUCCUGAUUUGGCGACACCUUCUGGCCUCUCCGAUGCGUUCGUGGACUCGUCACAUGAUCCUCCAAAACCGAAGGAGCCGCAAGAAGGGACCUGCGCCGGGCAGGCGGACUUUGACCAUAACUUUCUGCCGACAGCCGCCAUGUGGCCUCAGCGGGACAAUUGUGGUGUCCGAGCUUCACCGGAGCUUGAUUCGGCGCAACCGCCUCUUUCCUCCGGCUUUGAGUCGCCAUGUCCUCCCAUCUCCCCUCCGGACGAGGGCGUUUUGGACGCUCCCGAUGACAAGAGGACCACUUGGACUGGCGAUCCGGAGCCUGUAGAGGCCAGGGAAGCAGAUAGUUCAGGGGAGUCUGAGGAAACGGUUCUUGAAGAUGAUUUCAUUCCUGACUCUCCAAAAUCAGACCCGACAUUGGAUGACAUCAUCUCUUCUCCUGCCGUCUCCUUCCCCGAUGCAGCAAGGGUGACGCCGCCAGUCAGAUCAGAAAGAAAGCUCAUGCAGGUCCCCACCAUUAAUGUCAUAGAAACCGAAGAGCCCAACUGCAGUGACGAUGAGAUGGAGAUUGAAUUUGAGGAAGAAGACGAGGAGGGUGUCAACGAGGGACCAAAAACUGCAGACUCGGCUCCAGAGGAUAGUCAUGAAGCACCUAACAGAAGGCCUGUCGAAACGGAAUUCAUCGAAGGCUAUUCUCCUCCUUCCUCUCCCGUCGAAUCUGAUGAUGAACGCGACCGUCCGGAAAAGAUCCUCGGUCCUCAACCGGAUGCGUUCUUAGAGAGGGCAGAACUGAACGAGUCUGGAUUUGACUUAUUCCCGGAGCAAUCUGAACAAUCAAAGACCGCUCCCUUUUCUUUGAUAGAUGGAAGCAAAGACACACCGGGCAAUGAAGAAGAGUGGUCAGAUGAAGCUCGACAAAAUAUUGCCGGACAAGACCAAGCUGAUAUUGAUCCUGCCCUCUGCGCACCCCAACGUGAAAAGGACUUUGUUGUCUUUUCGAGAACUAGUUUUAUGCGAGGCGAUACUUACGAGGGGCAGUCGUUUGAGUACGACGAGGCGUCGUCUCCCUUCUGCGAGAACGAGCUCAUGACAAAAGGAGCCAAAGACGACUUUCUUCCAGGCUCUGCUCAAAUUGAUACUCCGACGCAGGACGCCUUGCCGAACCGCCACGAAGCGAACGCGUCCGCCGGCCGUCAUUUCGCCGGUGAUCCGUCCGACGCUUCAGAUACGACCGUCCCAGAGAACAUCUCCGCCUCUGAGCCCGUCGAUAGUUUUGUGGAGUUCAUGAGAGAGUGUCUCAAAUCGAGGGAGGGCAAAGAACCGGAUGACUCUCAAAGCGUUCCCUCCGAUGACGAGGACGGUCUGGAGUCAACUCCGAUUGCGCCGAUGGAUACGGAAGAGGAGCAACCGACAAUCGGUCCUCCCGAACAGUCGGGCAGCGGUCGAGUGGCCGAAGAAGAAACGCCGCCUCCUCGAUCCAAGACUCCAGAAAAUGAGAACGCCGCGUGUAUCCGCCAGGCUUCUGUUACUCCGCUGACAAGCGCGGCGUGUUCGCAAAGCAACACACUUGGCACCGACUGCGCUUAUUCCGAAGCGGUAGAUGCCGUUGACCUGUGGGUGGCGGAGGCCUCUCAUCUUGCCGAGCAUGUCUUGAUGGCGAUACUAACCCACGUAUCAGUCAAGGAUCUGAUUCACUGGCGGGACCCCAAGAAGUCGGGCCUGGUCUUUGGCCUGUCCAUGCUGGUGCUGCUGUCGCUGGCCGCCUUCAGCGUCAUCAGCGUGGUCUCCUACCUGCUCCUGGCGCUGCUCUGCGUCACCAUCACCUUCCGCAUCUACAAGUCGGUCGUCCAGGCCGUGCAGAAGUCCAGCGACGGACACCCCUUCAAAUCGCUGAUAGAUAAGGAUGUCAGCAUUGCCCCCGAGACCUUCCGCAAGCACGUGGACACCAGCCUGGCCUACAUUAACCGAGCCCUGAAGCAGACGAGCCGCCUCUUCCUGGUCGAGGACCUCGUGGACUCCCUCAAGUUGGCCGUGGUCAUGUGGCUGCUGACCUACGUGGGCGCCGUCUUUAACGGCAUCACCAUCCUCAUCCUCGCGGACAUCCUGCUCUUCGCCGUGCCGCCCAUCUACGAGAAGAACAAGACGCAGAUCGACCAGUACGUGGACCUGGCUCGUACCCAAAUCAACACCACCAUUGCCAAGUUGCAAGAGAAACUCCCCGGCGCCGUGAAGCGCAGCAAAACCGAAUGAUCCAUUUCCACGUCACCCAAAAGAAAACUCCUCACACUCAUCUCGGUCAUAGGCUCCCCCCCCGCGCCACCCGUCGACACUGAACCUUCGUAGGUAGCAACCAAAUCUCUCUUUCAUGUCAAAACUACUGCGCUAUUGUACCAGAGCGUGAACUAGACUGAAUCUCUGGCCUGCUUUCAAGGGUGCAUGCGAGCAAAAUGUCUGUACUAAAAAAAACGUUUCCCUCGUCUAAGUCAGGAAGACAAUUGAAAAAGCGCAUCGAAGAAUACUAACCUCGUCCUCGGCGUUAUUCUCGUCGCUCGGCAUAAAUUGUCCUUUUUUUUUUUUUUUUUUUGGUGUAGAAAUGAUUUUGCUUGUCGUUCACGCGUGUUUCUGCACUGCUCUUUUAUUUUGAAAACGCCGGCGAGCGGGGCUGCAUUGACAACAAUAAACGCUUGCAACACUCAGCCGGCUGUGGUGAUUUAGUCUAGUUCACGCGGGGCCGCGCUCGAAUGGCAACGUUGAUUCCAGAUUUCAAUUCGGCGCGCUAGUCGAACGGCUUUCUUACUAAUGUUUGUUUUUUGUUUUCACCACUAUGACAUUUCUGUGCACUUGCAUGUCACAAGUGAGGCAAAACUGCACCGGGCGACAUCUGCCGCGACUCGUUACUACUAGUUAGAAAAUUAUUCUCGUUCGGAUUUCCGUCGGUGUCGCAAAUCGUACUCGUCGUGCCCACUUGAGCAUUUCUUCAAUAUCCUACCAUGUGUGCGGCUUUUUCUUCUCAUUCUCACUCGUGCUGAUUUUUGACGACUGUGAUAUUUUGGCACUCUUGCAAGCGACAGUUCGAGUAGUGACGGAAGAUUGGACGAUCUCACACUUGGCUGGUUUCCGUAGUGGCUACGCAAAGGAAUUUGCGCGCGAUCCUUACAAGCGCGCCGACGCCCCCACGGGCUGGCGCACUUUGUACUCACUCGUAAAGCAAUGCAGCGCGCGAGUAGAAGCAAGUAGAGCACGCAAGUAGACCUUUUGGCGGUGGACGUUUUUUUUUCCCCACUCGUUUGCACGCUUGUAUAGAACGACUGCCACCGUUAGUGAUGCGCCGGAUUUUAACGAGGAGGAUUUGAUCUCAAUGACAGUUUUAGCACACGAGUAGGACAAAGGCUGCCAUUUUUAGACCCUUAUAAACCCUGGGGGGGGGGGGGGGGGGGGGGAGUAAAAAUAACGAUAUAAUUAAUUGUACAAGGAUUCUUAAAAAAACAAAAAAGUGAAAGAGCCUCCUUGGCGGGCGGCCCGGUAGUCCAGUGGUUAGCACGUGGGCUUCACAGUGCAGAGGUACCGGGUUCGAUUCCAGCUCCGGCCUCCCUGUGUGGAGUUUGCAUGUUCUCCCCCGGGCCUGCGUGGGUUUUCUCCGGGUGCUCCGGUUUCCUCCCACAUUCCGAAAACAUGCAUGGCAGGCGGAUUGAACACUCUAAAUUGUCCCUAGGUGUGAGUUUGAGCAUGAAUGGUUGUUCGUCUCUGUGUGCCCUGCGAUUGGCUGGCAACCGAUUCAGGGUGUCCCCCGCCUACUUCCCGAAGACAGCUGGGAUAGGCUCCAGCACCCCCCGCGACCCUAGUGAGGAUCAAGCGGCUCGGAAGAUAGCCUCCUUGGCGUUGAAUGAGUUAACAGUUAAUAGGAGCACGUAGUUGUACUUGUGUGCGGAAAUGUCAUCCGGUGGUGGUUGGGGGGGGGGGUCAGGGGGGGGGAGCUUUCAGGAAGACAUGGCCGUUCGAGUAGUAUGCUAGUUUGAUGAGUAACGAGAGUGUGUACUCGUCCAAUAAAUGCUCAAACGCUUUGCAUACACUUGCGCAUGUAUAUACUACGACGACUACUACGACGACUACUACGGAAAUUCUCAAGACGCGGCAGUUAAGUCAGUGCAAUUUAAAGAUGCGAUAAUAGUGUGAGUAGCUUUUGAAGUUUUUUUUGGGGGGGGGGGUCACAUUUUUGCAGGCCUCGCAUAGUUCUAAAGCGUAUGACAUUUUCUAUUGACUUUAUCGUUUUUCGGUAUUCCCAGUAGUGCUCGUAUCGUCGUGCGUUGGAGCUGCGAUGGAAAACGAGACGUGUUUUUGUGUUGGUCGCUCGUGACGUUUCAUGACGUUUAGACCGCCCCGACAUUCCCCGCCCGCUUUGCAUGCGCACGGAUGCCGUGUUCGACCCCCCCCCCCCCCCCCCAACACCCCCCACCCUCAAUUCCUGCUGUCUUUAUCAUUCGGCUCAGUUCCGGUAGUACUUGCCAAAAGGCCUCGUACGUUUCUCCUUUCUUGUGCGAUAUAAUGAAUGAAGCCGCUUUGCGCAAAGCAUGCUGAUUUUCAUCGGGUAUUCACCGUGUGUGGGUGUGUGUGUGUGUGUGUGUGAAUGAGAGAGAGAGAGAGGUGUGCCGUGUUUCUUUUGUUGCACUUGAUGUCUUUCUCUUAACAUGUAAAGUUUAGCUCUUUUGGUUCUACCUUUUUGUUUUUUUUGGUUGGUUGUUUUUUGCGAAUGAUGUCACAGGAGAGAAAAAUGCUGGGGGGCAGUAUGUGGUCUCUGUACUCAUGUUCAAGUGAAAUGAAUAAAAACACGUCAAAGGAC
Molecule: messenger RNA, 5703 nt
Organism: Hippocampus zosterae (dwarf seahorse)
Lineage: Eukaryota; Metazoa; Chordata; Actinopteri; Syngnathiformes; Syngnathidae
Gene: rtn3
Product: reticulon 3
Exons: 9
Coding region: 237-3116 (959 amino acids)
Biological process (GO): endoplasmic reticulum tubular network formation; neuron differentiation; brain development
Cellular component (GO): neuron projection; postsynaptic density
Source: RefSeq, a predicted model, not a curated record